Molecule: messenger RNA, 461 nt
Organism: Sceloporus undulatus (fence lizard)
Lineage: Eukaryota; Metazoa; Chordata; Lepidosauria; Squamata; Phrynosomatidae
Product: ketimine reductase mu-crystallin-like
Exons: 2
Coding region: 69-446 (125 amino acids)
Biological process (GO): thyroid hormone metabolic process
Cellular component (GO): cytoplasm
Molecular function (GO): thyroid hormone binding
Source: RefSeq, a predicted model, not a curated record
GACUGCUCGGCUGCAGUGCCUCUGCUCCUGGACCCUUUGCUGCUGCUGCUGCUGCUGCCUUGCUGAGGAUGAGUCUCCCGGGAGGAGCGCCCCUUUUCCUGGGCGCCGAAGCGGUGGAGCGGCUCCUGCCCCGGGCCAGCCUCCUCCUGGGCCCCUUGGAGGCCGCCUUGGGCAACUUCUCCCGGGGGGAAGGCGGAGAAGGAGGAGUAGUCCAGCCCCUCCGCACCGUGGUCCCCAUCCAGAAGCACCGCGGCUUUUUAGGAGUCAUGCCCACUUACAGCGCCAGCGAAGAUGCUUUGACCACCAAGCUGGUGACCUUUUAUGAGCAGCCAAGUGACCCUACUGUUCCUUCGCAUCAAGCCACGGUUCUCCUGUUUGAUCCCAGCAACGGCACCCUCAAAGCCGUAAGUUUCAAAGGCCUUUUUAUACGUCAGACAUGCCUUUGAACGAGGUAACCUCUG